UGGCAGCUCACCCUCCAGAGAAGAGUUCGAGACUCAGGGAGAUCCCUCGGAUUUAGGCCUCGCCGACGUCCCGACUCCACACGGUCCCGGCGGUUCGAGACCCCAGCUGUUCGAGGCCCCUACUGUUUGAGACUCCAGCUGUUGGAGGCCCAGGCUGUUCCAGGACGAGGAGGACCAUGGAGAACAGUUCAUUCCCUCUGGACGUCCUUGACAGUUCUAAAGUUCCACCGGUGGCCACCCCCUCCACCUCCCUGCAGAAGGGCCUGAGAUUCCUCCACAUCCUGUCCGUGGCAGUCUUCAUCGUCGCCUUCCUCCUGGGCACGGCCGGCAACGGGCUGGUCAUCUGGGUGUCCGGCUUCCGCAUGCCCCGCUCGGUCAACGGCAUCUGGUACCUCCACCUGGCCGUGGCCGAUUUCACCUUCUGCCUCUUCCUACCCCUCAGCGUGGCCUACGUGGCCCUGGGCUUCCACUGGCCUUUCGGACGGCUCCUCUGCAAACUCUACAACUCGCUGAGCGUCCUCAACCUCUUCGCCAGCGUCUUCCUGCUGACCCUCAUCUCCGCCGACCGCUGCAUCUGCGUCCUGAGGCCCAUCUGGGCCCGGAACCACCGCACCUGGGCGAGGGCCAACCUGGUGGCUUUGGUUGCCUGGCUCCUGGCCUUGGCCCUCAGCAGUCCCUACGUGGUGUUCCGGGACAUCGCCGUCAGCUCAGGGACCGGAAAGACGGACUGCGUCAUCAACUACGACCCCUGGAAUGAGACCCGGGGGGACCCGGGGCGGAGGCCGGCCGUGGAGGGGCCCCGGUUCUCGGCCGUGGUGCUCACCCGCUUCGUGCUCGGCUUCGUGGUGCCGCUGGUCGUCAUCGGGGGCUGCCAUGGCCUCCUCGCCAGCCGGAUCUGGCGCCAGCGCUUGGCGCGUUCCAAUCGACCCUUCCGGGUCCUCGGGGCUGUGGUGGCCGCUUUCUUCCUCUGUUGGUUCCCCUUCCACCUAGUGUCCCUCAUGAGCCUCGUGUCCAUCCUGGGCCGGCGGUCGGACCUGAACAGCUUCAUGUCCGUCUUGUGGCCGCUGGCCUUCUGCCUGACCUGCGUCAACAGUUGCCUGAACCCCGUGCUUUACGUCUUCCUGGGCCGGGACUUCCGGGAGCGUCUGCUCCACUCCUUGCCCGCCGCCCUGGAGCGGGCCCUCGCCGAGGAGUCCGGCUCUGCUUCCGCCUUGGCAAAAAACACGUUGCCCUCUGUGCCCGCGGACGGCGAGAUCCAAGAGCUGCGGGGGGCCUUGACCUGAAAGCCCGGUCCCCUUCACCCCUCGGGCCGGGAGACGGGGGGGACAGCCUCCUCUCCCUCCCCAUUCUGACUUCCGUGGUUGGGCCGGAACC
This is a messenger RNA of Tachyglossus aculeatus (Australian echidna), 1374 nucleotides long. RefSeq names its product fMet-Leu-Phe receptor-like. Gene Ontology annotation, biological process: complement receptor mediated signaling pathway; positive regulation of cytosolic calcium ion concentration; phospholipase C-activating G protein-coupled receptor signaling pathway. The record is from RefSeq and is a predicted model, not a curated record. The transcript is spliced from 3 exons. Gene Ontology annotation, molecular function: N-formyl peptide receptor activity; complement receptor activity. Gene Ontology annotation, cellular component: plasma membrane. Bases 177 to 1283 code for a protein of 368 amino acids. NCBI's taxonomy places the organism in Eukaryota, Metazoa, Chordata, Mammalia, Monotremata, Tachyglossidae.